AUGGCUGCAUAUUUGUACUUGUGUCUCGCUUUCAUAAUAUCUACAUCCGCGGAGUUUGCGUGGAAACAUCAUAAUAAUGAGCAACUACCCAUCGUGCUGGAAGAAGUUCAUGCAAAGUGUCCAAAUAUAACGAGAGUUUAUGCUUUGUCUGAACCAUCAGUUUGUGGUGUUCCUUUGUAUGUAAUAGAAUUCGCUGACACUCCUGGAUUCCACCAACCAUAUAAACCUGAGGUGAAAUAUGUUGGUAACAUCCAUGGAAACGAGGUAUUGGGUCGGGAAUUGCUGUUAGGACUGGCUCAUUACCUCUGUGAUCAGUACAACAGUCAUGAUCGCCGAAUCCGUGCUCUUAUACAUUCCACACGAAUCCACUUGUUACCAUCCAUGAAUCCAGAUGGCUGGCAAUUAUCCACCGCUACUGGAACAUUAGAUUAUCUCAUUGGCCGCACCAAUAACCAUUCAGUGGAUUUAAAUAGAAAUUUCCCAGAUCUAGAUGCAAUCACAUUUGAGUUUGAACGCCAAGGCAUCAAUCAUAAUAACCAUUUGUUGAAAGACUUGACUCGUCUUGCUGCACCGUUGGAACCUGAAACUCGGGCUGUUAUGCGCUGGAUUAUGUCUGUACCAUUUGUAUUGAGUGCAGCAAUGCACGGAGGUGACCUAGUAGCUAACUAUCCCUAUGAUGAGAGCCGGAGUGGGGCUCCUGUUUCUGAAUAUUCGGCUAGCCCUGAUGAUGACACAUUCAGGGAGUUAGCUAUGACAUAUGCGUCGGCUCACGCGGAUAUGGCUUCAGCGACCCGUCGCGGCUGUCACACGACCAGCUCUGAUGAGUCUGCUACUUACAACUUCGGGAAACAAGGAGGUGUCACUAAUGGAGCAGCCUGGUACAGUUUGAAAGGAGGUAUGCAAGAUUUUAACUAUCUUGCUACAAAUGCGUUCGAAAUCACCCUGGAACUUGGCUGCGACAAAUAUCCCCCUGCAAAUGCUCUGGCUAAGGAAUGGGAAAGGAACCGUGAAGCGUUGCUGGCGUACUUGUGGAAGGCACAUGCUGGUAUCAAAGGAAUAGUGUCUGACGACUCUGGAUUCAUACAAAACGCCAUCAUAUCUGUAGUCAACAUCACCGGACCAAUCCCAAGACCUAUCCGUCAUGACGUCACCACAGGUGCAUACGGCGACUACUACCGUCUGUUGACUCCUGGACACUACGAGGUGACGGCGAGUCACCCCGGCUACUUCCCAGUGUCGCGCGUCGCUACCGUGCCACGCCACCAGAGCUCUGCACAUAUCCUCAACUUUAAACUGGAGCCUACUACAAGCUGGUUCGAUGACGAUACAACUUUCGGAAUGUACCCACACGGACUACGCGAUGGUCAACCCAGGAUAUACAAACGAUCUCUAUAUGAACAAGUGGCUAAAUCAAUUCUGGAGAAGAAAGAACCGGAGAAACAAUAA
Spodoptera littoralis (African cotton leafworm) is the source of this 1446-nucleotide messenger RNA. NCBI's taxonomy places the organism in Eukaryota, Metazoa, Arthropoda, Insecta, Lepidoptera, Noctuidae. The record is from the annotation of a GenBank genome assembly.